Messenger RNA from Ilex paraguariensis (yerba mate), 156 nucleotides. The record is from the annotation of a GenBank genome assembly. NCBI's taxonomy places the organism in Eukaryota, Viridiplantae, Streptophyta, Magnoliopsida, Aquifoliales, Aquifoliaceae.
AUGGGUGGCAUGAUGGGAGGCAUGGGCGAUGAUGCUAUGGGUGAUGAUUUUGAUGACUCUGAUGAAGAAGGCAUUCCUUCUCACAGUGCCGCCAUUCUAAGUCCCGUAGAAUAUGCCAUGGAUUUGUGGUGUUCGCUGUUAACCAUAUAUGGUGCA